Molecule: messenger RNA, 1220 nt
Organism: Epinephelus moara (kelp grouper)
Lineage: Eukaryota; Metazoa; Chordata; Actinopteri; Perciformes; Serranidae
Gene: tsfm
Product: Ts translation elongation factor, mitochondrial
Exons: 6
Coding region: 69-998 (309 amino acids)
Biological process (GO): mitochondrial translational elongation
Cellular component (GO): mitochondrial matrix
Molecular function (GO): translation elongation factor activity; protein binding
Source: RefSeq, a predicted model, not a curated record
UACACAGCGUGUGGAGUUCAAUGACAUUCGAGCUUUCGUAAGUCAGUUCAGUCCUGUAGGGUCCAAAGAUGUCUCUAUCAUUUUUAUUCAGAACAAUUACCAGAGACGUUGCAAAGGUCAGCAUAAGCCAGCAUGUCCAGUCGUUACACACAGGUUGUCACCUUCUGGCAGCAGACAAAGCCCUCCUGAUGAAAUUAAGGAAAAGCACCGGCUACACUUUCAUUAACUGCAAGAAAGCUCUGGAGAAGUUUGAUAAUGACAUAACACAGGCAGAGAGCUGGCUACAUGAGCAGGCACAGAAGGAGGGCUGGAGCAAAGCAAACAAGCUGGAGGGUCGCAAAGCCAAAGAAGGCCUGAUUGGCCUGUUUAUAGGAGAAAAGGCUGCUGUCAUGGUGGAGGUUAACUGUGAGACAGACUUUGUUGCUCGUAAUGAGAAGUUCCAACAGCUGGUCAAGGAUGUGGCGUUUGCUACUCUGGCUCACCACCAGAAUAGAACCCAAAGCCAGAAAGGAUAUGUGAAGAGUGUCCUGGUGGGUGAGGAGUUAAACAAACUCAGUAUGGAUGAAGGAGUUUCACUUGCUGACAAGGUGGCUCUCACAAUAGGUCGCCUCGGUGAGAACAUGUCAGUGAGGCGGGCGGUGUCAUUGGGUGUCCCUGCUGAGUGGCACAUCGGCUCAUACGUACAUGGUGGUGUGAGCGACCAGACUGAGGUGGCUAUGGGUCGGUAUGGCUCCCUGGUCGUAUUCCAGGGUGGAAAAGAGGGAGAACAGGAAGUUCUAGGGCGUAAGCUGGGACAGCAUAUAGUGGGAGAGGCCCCUGAUUCCCUGGGCAACAUGGAUGACUUGCCUUGCGGUGAAAGUGAGACACGCCUGCUGCCUCAGACCUUCCUGGGAGACCCCAGCAGGACCGUGGCACAGUUCCUGAGGGGUCAACAGGCUCGAGUGCUGGACUUUGUCCGAUUUCAGUGUGGUGAGACGGCCAGUGAAGAUGCAAAGUGAAGGGAGGGAAGCCAUUAAUUUAAAAGGAAUUGACAUGUGUCUUAAUGUAAUAUGAAGAUGAAAUGCAGCUACCCAUUUAUUCUUUAACAUCCAGACAGUCACACAGUGUCGUCAUGAAUUGCAAAGCAGAAUAUGUUCAGAAGGUUUACCUGCAGUGGUGCCUGAUGAAAUCACAAGUCCAACAAUAAAAUUAUUUUCUUCCUCUGUGGAAGUCCAGAUUAA